Molecule: messenger RNA, 1782 nt
Organism: Solanum verrucosum
Lineage: Eukaryota; Viridiplantae; Streptophyta; Magnoliopsida; Solanales; Solanaceae
Product: probable serine/threonine-protein kinase PBL21
Exons: 5
Coding region: 676-1782 (368 amino acids)
Biological process (GO): protein phosphorylation
Molecular function (GO): protein kinase activity; ATP binding
Source: RefSeq, a predicted model, not a curated record
UGGUGGGUGGGUGGUAAAGAAGGAUUACCGUUAAAGCUGGCGUUGAAUGAGGAGCUGGAAGAAUUUUGUCUGAAUUUAGGAAUUUUUUUGAUAUUUUUUAACUUUAUUUGUUCAUAGGAUUCUUGAAGAUGACAAAUAUUUAGGACCCAUUUUUGGUUUAGUGUUGUUUUUUAGCUUGGUUUAGUUUUGGUAACUUAUUUAAUUUAGGAUUGUUUAAAAAGUUGAGAUUUUUCCUUUUUUCUCCUGUGUUUUGAACCGACUUUUAAGUCAUAGAAGAUACUAUCAAAUACUAUUUAGGACCCAUUUUUGGUUCAAUGUAAUUUCUUAAUAAUAUUUUUAAUUUUUUUUUACUUUAUUUAUAUUUGUUUGGUUGUCUUUAUUGUAUUUGCAGAUCUAUGAAUGUGAAAGCUUCAAUCUUUUUUCUCUAAUAUUUAUUUUUCUUGAUAGAAUAAUUAGGUUUUUUACAUUUCUAGAAGGAAAAGGAAUCGACCCUUUUGGUUCUUCUUUCUUCUGAGCUCCAAAAAUCCUUUCUUUUCUUGUUUUUUUUUGUUCUUUUAACUGUUUUGUUCAUUUUGGAGCUCCUAUAUAGUAAUUUUAGCAGGAGUUUGAGGUGGGGUUUUGUGGUUUUUGAAAUAUCUGUGUUUGGUUGUGAAGUAAAAUUGGCUAAAAAAGCUUAUGAAGAAAAAAAUGGGUUGCUUUUCUUGCAUGAGGUUUAAUCGAAAAGAUGUAAGAGAUUUUGAUGAAGAUAUGGGUUCAAGAUCCAUCAAAUCUUCAGGGAAAGGUAGAAAAGGACGUUCUUUAGGAGGGAAAAGCGGGGAAAGCAACAACCAGAAGGGUAAUGUCGCGCGCAGUUUCACUUUCAAAGAACUUGCCUUAGCAACCCAGAAUUUCAGAGAAGCUAAUCUUCUUGGCGAAGGCGGUUUUGGAAGUGUGUACAAGGGCCGCCUUGAAUCAGGCCUGGUUGUUGCAAUCAAACAACUUAAUCUUGACGGUCUUCAAGGACACCAGGAGUUCAUUGUGGAGGUCCUCAUGUUGAGUUUAUUACAUCACAAAAAUCUUGUCAACUUGAUCGGAUACUGCACUGAUGGAGAUCAAAGGCUCUUGGUUUAUGAGUUCAUGCCAAUGGGUAGCCUGGAGAAUCAUCUUUUUGAUUUAGAACCAGGAAAGAAGCCACUGAGUUGGAGCACGAGACUUAAAAUUGCUUCUGGUGCAGCUCAUGGACUUGAAUAUCUUCAUUGCGAAGCGAAUCCCCCUGUCAUUUACCGUGAUUUGAAAUCUUCAAACAUAUUGUUGGACAAUGAUUUCAACCCCAAACUGUCAGAUUUUGGACUUGCAAAGUUGGGACCUGUCGGCGAAAACACCCAUGUUUCGACGCGAGUGAUGGGAACCUAUGGAUACUGUGCCCCUGAGUAUGCCAUGAGUGGAAAAUUGACUCUGAAAUCUGACAUUUAUAGUUUAGGUGUUGUACUGUUGGAGUUAAUAACAGGGCGAAAGGCUUAUGACAACUCUAAAGGGGCUGGAGAACAGAACCUUGUUGUUUGGUCUCGUCCUUUCCUUAAGGACCGGAGGAAGUUUGUUCAUAUGGUUGAUCCUUUGUUGAAUGGUCAGUUUUCCGUGCGCUCUUUGCACCAUGCAGUUGCAAUUACUGCAAUGUGUAUCCAGGAGCAAGCCAGUUUUCGCCCCAUCAUCAGUGAUAUUGUUGUCGCACUUGACUAUCUUGUUUCACAAGCAGAAAGCUCUGAUUCGCAAGGAGGUGGUUCACAAACUGUAAAGGAUAAUUAA